Messenger RNA from Acanthosepion pharaonis, 3267 nucleotides. NCBI's taxonomy places the organism in Eukaryota, Metazoa, Mollusca, Cephalopoda, Sepiida, Sepiidae. The record is from the annotation of a GenBank genome assembly.
AUGUUGUUUCUUUUGGUAAUCUGUUCUUUUAUUCUCUCAGCCGCAUUUUUCUCUCUUUCACUCUUUCCCUCCUCACGCCUUUUUCUCCUUUUCACUCAUUCCCUCCUCACACUUUUUUCUCUCUUUCACUCAUUCCCUCCUCACUCUUUUUUCUCUCUUUCACUCAUUCCCUCCUCACGCUUUUUAAUCUCUUUCACUCAUUCCCUCCUCACGCAUUUUUCUCUCUUUCACUCAUUCCCUCCUUAUGCUUUUUCCUCUUUUUCACUCAUUCCCUCCUCACGCCAUUUUCUCUCUUUCACUCAUUCCCUCCUCACGCCUUUUUCUCACUUUCACUCAUUCCCUCCUCACGCUUUUUUUCUCUUUUCACCCAUUCCCCCUCACGCUUUUUUUUCUCUUUUCACUCAUUCCUCCUUUUUUUUUUUUUUCCUCUCUUUAACCCAUUCCCCCUCAUUUUUUUUUUCUCACUUUCACUCAUUCCCUCCUCACGCUUUUUUCUCUCUUUCACCCAUUCCCUCCUCACGCUUUUUUCUCUCUUUCACCCAUUCCCUCCUCACGCUUUUUUUCCUCUUUUUCACUCAUUCCCUCCUCACGCCUUUUUCUCUCUUUCACUCAUUCCUCCUCACUUUUUUUUCCCCUCUUUUCACUCAUUCCCCCCUCACGCUUUUUUUCUCUUUCACUCAUUCCCUCCUCAUUUUUCUCUCUUUCACCCAUUCCCCUCCUCACGCUUUUUUUUCUCACUUUCCAUCAUUCCCUCCUCACGCCUUUUUCUCCAUUUCACCCAUUCCUCCUCACGCUUUUCCCCUCUCACCCAUUCCCCUCCUCACGCCUUUUCCUCUCUUUCACUCAUUACCUCCUCACGUUUUUUUUCCCUCUUUCACUUAUUCCCUCCUCACGCAUUUUUCUCUCUUUCACUCAUUCCCUCCUUACGCUUUUUCCUCUUUUUCACUCAUUCCCUCCUCACGCAUUUUUCUCUCUUUCACUCAUUCCCCUCACGCUUUUUUUUUUUUUCACUCAUUCUCCUCACGCAUUUUUCUCUUUCACUCAUUCCCUCCCUCACGCUUUUUUUCUCUCUCUCUCACCCAUUCCCUUCUCACGCUUUUUUUCCUCUUUUCACUUAUUCCCUCCUCACGCCUUUUCUCUCUCACCCAUUCCCUCCUCACGCCUUUUUCUCUCUUUCACUCAUUCCCUCCUCACGCUUUUUCCUCUCUUUCACUCAUUACCUCCUCACGAUUUUCCCCCUAUUUCACUCAUUCCCUCCUCACGCAUUUUUCUCUCUUUCACUCAUUCCCUCCUUACGCUUUUUCCUCUUUUUCACUAAUUCCCUCCUCACGCCUUUUUCUCUCUUUCACUCAUUCCCUCCUCACGCUUUUUCCCCUCUUUCACUCAUUCCCUCCUCACGCAUUUUUCUCUCUUUCACUCAUUCCCUCCUCACGCAUUUUCUCUCUCACCCAUUCCUUCUCACGCUUUUCUCUCUCUUUCACUCAUCAUUCCUCCUCACGCAUUUUUUCUCCAUUUCACUCAUUCCCUCCCUCACGCUUUUUUCUCUCUUUCACCCAUUCCCUCCCACGCUUUUUUUUUCUCUCUUUCACUCAUUCCCUCCUUACGCUUUUUCCUCUUUUCACUCAUUCCCUCCUCACGCCUUUUCCCUCUUUCACUCAUUCCUCCUCACGCUUUUUUCCUCUCUUUCACCCAUUCCCUCCUCACGCUUUUUUUCCCUCUUUCCUCAUUCCCUCCUCACGCUUUUUUCUCUUUCACUCAUUCCCUCCUCACGCCUUUUUUUCUCUCUCACCCAUUCCCUCCUCACGCUUUUUUUUUCUCUCUUUCACUCAUUCCUCCUCACGCCUUUUUCCCUUUUUUCCCUCAUUCCUCCUCCAAGCCUUUUCUCUCACCCAUUCCUUUUCACGCCUUUUCUCUCUUUCCUCAUUCCCUCCUCACACUUUUUUCCUCUCUUUCACUCAUUACCUCCUCACGCUUUUCCCCCUCUUUCACUCAUUCCCUCCUCAAGCAUUUUUUCUCUCUUUCACUCAUUCCUCCUCACGCCUUUUUCUCUCUUUCACCCAUUCCCUCCUCACGCUUUUUUUUUUCUCUUUCACUCAUUCCUCCUCACGCUUUUUUCUCUUUCAACCAUUCCCCCCUCACGCUUUUUUUUCUCUCUUUCACUUAUUCCCUCCUCACGCAUUUUCUCUUUUACUCAUUCCCCUCCUUACGCUUUUUUUCCUCUUUUUCACUCAUUCCUCCUCACGCCUUUUUUCUCUCUUUCCUCAUUCCCUCCUUACGCUUUUUUCCUCUCUUUCAACCAUUCCUUCUCGCGCUUUUUUUUUUCUUUUUCUUUCACUCAUUCCCUCCUUAUGCUUUUUCCUUUUUUUUUCACUCAUUCCCUCCUCACGCCUUUUUCUCUCUCUCACCCAUUCCCUCCUCACGCUUUUUCCUCUCUUUCACUCAUUCCCUCCUCACGCCUUUUUCUCCAUUUCACUCAUUCCCUCCUCACACUUUUUUCUCUCUUUCCCAUUCCCUCCUCACACUUUUUUUCUCUUUCAGUUUCACCUCUCCUUUUUUUUCUCAUUUCUCCUCCACCUUGUCCUCUUUUCACGCUUUUUUCCUCUCUUUCACUCAUUACCUCCUCACGCUUUUCCCCCUCUUUCACUCAUUCCCUCCUCAAGCAUUUUUCUCUCUUUCACUCAUUCCCUCCUCACGCCUUUUCUCUCUUUCACCCAUUCCCUCCUCACGCUUUUUUCUCUCUUUCACUCAUUCCCUCCUCACGCCUUUUCUCUCUUUCAACCAUUCCCCCCUCACGCUUUUUUCUCUCUUUCACUUAUUCCCUCCUCACGCAUUUUUCUCUCUUUCACUCAUUCCCUCCUUACGCUUUUUCCUCUUUUUCACUCAUUCCCUCCUCACGCCUUUUUCUCUCUUUCACUCAUUCCCUCCUUACGCUUUUUCCUCUCUUUCAACCAUUCCCUUCUCGCGCUUUUUUCUUUCUUUCACUCAUUCCCUCCUUAUGCUUUUUCCUCUUUUUCACUCAUUCCCUCCUCACGCCUUUUUCUCUCUCUCACCCAUUCCCUCCUCACGCUUUUUCCUCUCUUUCACUCAUUCCCUCCUCACGCCUUUUUCUCCCUUUCACUCAUUCCCUCCUCACACUUUUUUCUCUCUUUCACUCAUUCCCUCCUCACACUUUUUCCUCUCUUUCACUCAUUCGCACCUCUCGCUUUUUUCUCUUUCUCUCCUCCACUCCUUGUCCUCUCUCUUCUCUUUCGUAUUCAAGAAUUUUAA